Messenger RNA from Alternaria hordeiaustralica, 21603 nucleotides. Its product is annotated as NRPS. The record is from RefSeq and is a predicted model, not a curated record. Bases 1 to 21603 code for a protein of 7200 amino acids. NCBI's taxonomy places the organism in Eukaryota, Fungi, Ascomycota, Dothideomycetes, Pleosporales, Pleosporaceae. Gene Ontology annotation, molecular function: phosphopantetheine binding; catalytic activity. The transcript is spliced from 6 exons.
AUGUCAUCAACAGUCGUCACUAAUGUCGAGGAGAGCCUCCAAGCUAUCUGGGCUCAUGUCCUCAAUCUGCCCCAUGUUCCUCUCGACCAGUCCUUUCUUUCGAUUGGAGGAGACUCCAUCUCUGCCAUGCAGGUCGUGGGCCAAUGUCGGAAGGAAGGCAUGAGUCUUGGCGUCCAAGAAGUGUUGCGCAGCAAGUCCAUCACCCAGUUGUCGGGCGCUGUCAAAGAAGUCGGCAACUCGGCCUAUGACCACCAGGAAUUCUUCGACGAGGACUUCGAGCUCUCUCCCAUCCAAUCACUCUUCUUCAAACGUCCAAACACAAAUGGCCAUUUCAACCAAUCUUUUUAUCUCCGGGUGUCACGUAAGACCGACGCCGGCGAUUUUCAGUCUGCGGUGGAACAGCUUGUAACACGCCACUCUAUGCUGCGAGCACGGUUCACGCAUUCACCUGAGCAUGGCUGGCAACAGCGUCUUACAAACGAUAUCAGUGGCUCCUACCGAUUUCGUCAUCUUGACGUGACAUCACAAGCUCAAAUCGACACUCAGAUCGCCGACUCGCAGCAAUGUUUUGAUCACGUCUCUGGCCCGCUUUUCGCUGCCGACUUCUUCGAUUUUGGUGACGAGCAGUAUGCAUUCCUCACCGGUCACCAUUUAGUUGUUGACCUGGUCACGUGGAGGUUAUUGCUCGAAGAGCUUGAAGAGAUCUUGAAAGGCGGGCAGUUGCUUGCCCCUGCUCUUCCGUUCCAGAAAUGGGCGGAGCUGCAACGUGAUCACGCUGAGUCGCUCGAGCUUGAUGACGUCCUUCCAGCUGUUGAUGUUCCUCCCCUGGACUUCACGUACUGGGGCAUUCAGCAUCAAGACAACACCUACGGCAACGCUAGUCAUGCCAGCUUUGAACUUGACAAGGAGCUUAGUGCCGCCUUCCUGACCAACUGCCAUACUGCUUACAAGACCGAGCCAGUCGAGGUCUUACUUGCAUCGUUAAUCCAGUCUUGGUCACAUGUCUUUACCGACCGACCUGUGCCUGCCAUCUUCAACGAAGGGCACGGGCGUGAACCCUGGGACUCGGACAUUGACAUCACCCGCACUGUUGGAUGGUUCACCGCGCUAUCUCCAAUCCUUGUAUCGCCAUCACGCAAUCCUACAGAUACAGUCCGCAAGAUCAAGGACUUCAAACGACGAAUCCCUGGUAAUGGCCGGCCGUAUUUUGCUAGGCGUUGUCUCACUGAAGAAGGUCGUGAUACUUUCGAAACUCACUGGCCCAUGGAGAUCUUGUUCAACUAUCUCGGCCAAUAUCAGCAACUCGAGAGAGCGGACGCUCUUCUCCAGCCAUCCGGCACCAUGGCCGGAGAGACAGGCAAGGCUGGCGGCACGUCCGACUUUGGUCACGAAACCUGCAGGUGGGGUCUCUUUGAGAUCUCCGCCUUCGUCUUCAAAGGUCAUCUCAAGGUCGCGUUCACGUUCAACCGGCACAUGAAGCACCAGCCACUCAUUCAGCGAUGGGUAUCGGAAUGCCAGUCAACCAUCUCGCAGAUGAUCCGAGGUCUCACCAUUCUCGACCCGAAGCCAACACUCAGCGACUUCCCGCUACUGUCAUUGACGGACGAGAGCUUCUCAGCCAUGAUCGAUAGCCUCUCAGCAAUUGGCAUUCGGGAUACCGACACUGAAGAUGUGUAUCCAUGUUCAAGGAUGCAGGAAGGUCUGCUCUUGUCACAAACCAAGCAUGCCGGUUUCUACGCUGCGGCUACUCUUCACGAGGUUACCACGAUCCACGGGGAUAUCUCUUGGGAGAAGGUCGCUGACGCUUGGCAACAAGUCGUCGAUCGACAUCCAGCUUUACGCACGAUCUUCAUCGAGAAUGUCGGUGCGAAGGGUCUCUACAAUCAAGUGGUUCUCAAACACAUCGACGCCAACAUCGUACACUUCGAGGCCUUAGAUGAGUCGGAUGCCAUAAAACUCAUUGAGGAGCAGCGUUCCGUCACUUACAACCACGGUCGAUGCCCAAACCACCGUUUCACCAUCUGUACUACGGCCGACGGGAAGACUUACUGCUCCCUGGAUAUCAGCCAUGCCAUCAUGGACGGUCACUCCAUGAGUCUUUUGGCUGAGGAACUCAGGAAAGCAUGCGCAGGGCGAACCAUUCUCGAUGGUACUCCCUACAGCGCAUACAUCGCAUGGCUUGCGAAACAACCUGAAGAGUCCAGCCUCGAGUUCUGGAAAUCUUACCUCGGUGGUAGUGAGGUUUGCUCUUUCCCGACUCUUGACGAUGGCCUAGGCCAUACUGUAGCCAAAGAACUGGUCACCAUCCGCCUCGAUCUGACCAGUAUAAGUUUGGCCGAUCUGCAGCACUUCUGCAACACCAAUGGCAUUACGCUAUCCAACGUCUUUCAUACUGCAUGGGCACUGACGCUCAGCUGCUACAUCGGAAGUAACGACGUCACGUUCGGCUACCUCACUUCCGCUCGUGAUGCGGAGGAAGUUCAUGGAGUGGAAAGCAUCGUCGGACCGCUGAUCAAUACGCUCGUUUGCCGCGUGGAUCUAUCGGAUGGUUCUUGUUGUCUCUUGGACAUACUCCAGGACGUACAAAGAGACUAUAUGGAAGCCUUGCCUCAUCGUCAUAUCGCUUUGGCCGACGUUCAGCACGUGCUUGAGCUCUCCGGCGCCAACCUUUUCAAUACUGCGCUGUCCUACCGUCGCCUACCCCAGGAACAGAACUCUCCUAAAGAGGAUGUUACUCUCCGCGAGGUUCGCCCGAUCUACGAUCCGACCGAGUACCCAGUCAGUGUCAAUAUCGAAGUCGGCGAUGACACAGCAGCUGUGGAUCUCGACUAUUGGACAGACCAUCUCACCGCCAUACAGGCUAGGAAUGUCGCCAACACUUUCGCGCGUGCGCUCGAGAACAUUGUCUUCAACUCGAAACGGCGCAUCUCAUCCCUGGACCAUCUCAGCCCGAGGCACCUGCAACAGUUACAGGACUGGAAUGUCAUGCCGGCCACGAUCAACGAGUGUGUACACAACAUAUUCGCCCGAUGGGCUGAUUCUCAACCAGAGGCACAGGCGAUCUGUGCUCACGACGGAGAGUACACAUACGACCAGCUGAAGACCGCCACAGAUCGCUUGUCGCAUCAUCUCGUCAAGCUUGGAGUUGGACCUGAGGUGUUCGUGCCUACUUGUUUCGACAAGAGUGCCUUUGCAAUUAUUGCCAUGCUCUCUGUUCUCAAGGCAGGCGGCGCUGCUGUCCCACUCGAUGCAGCGCAUCCCGCCCCAGCGCUCCAAACCCGUCUCGAAGAUGCUGGUGCCCAAGUGGUACUGACCACUGCUUCGCGUGCAUCCAAGUUCGACGGUCUCGUGGCCAAUGUCAUCAUAGUAGAUGAUGCACUUCUACAGAGUCUUCCUCUUGUCGGUGGUCCUGCCUGCCCUAGCGUGCAGCCCCACAACCCGGUAUUCGUCAUCUUCACUAGUGGUAGUACCGGGCGACCCAAGGGUGUUGUACUUGAGCAUUCGGCAAUAGCCACCAGUGCGGAGGCUCACGGCUCCAAGUUCGGCAUCAACCGGGACUCGCGCAUGCUUCAGUUCGCUUCAUACACGUUUGACAACUCACUAGAAGAGAUGUUCACUACUCUUCAGCGAGGUGGCUGCGUAUGCGUACCCUCUGAAGCCGAUCGUGUCAACGAUCUCCCUGGUGCCAUCGCUAGGCUGAGAGCGAACAAGAUGGAUCUAACACCUACGGUGGCGGCACUUCUCACGCCUGCACAAGUCCCUUCAAUCAAAAGCCUUUGUCUUGGUGCGGAGCCUCUUACCAGGGCGCUCAUCGACCUCUGGAGUCAACAUGUCCACCUUGUUGGAAUGUACGGACCUAGCGAAGCAUCCAUCAACUCGGCGUUCAAAGAUUUCAGUGAUGGCCGCGGCGAAGCUACCAAUAUCGGCAAGGCAAUCGGCUGCGUUGGAUGGGUCGUCGACGCCGAGAACCGUGACCGCCUGAUGCCUAUUGGUUGCAAGGGAGAGUUGAUCCUUGAAGGACCAAUUCUCAGCCGCGGUUACCUCAAUGACGCCGAGAAGACAAAGGCGGCAUUCCUCAUGGAUCCUGAGUGGGCUCGUGUCAUGGGCCCCACAGGACGUAGGUUCUACUGUACCGGCGAUCUCGUGCAAUACACCUCCGACGGUGACAUGAUCUAUCUGGGCAGAAAAGACUCUCAAGUCAAGCUGCAUGGCCAACGUAUUGAGUUGGGGGAGAUCGAGCACCACCUCAAGCUGAACCUACCGGCUGGCGCAAAGUCGGCUGUCGAGCUAGUCAAGUUCAGCGACAGCAACAAGACAAAAGCGCUCGUAGCCUUCAUGUGCCUCUCUGAAGAUGAAGAUGAGGCUCCAGCUGCCAUCAGCGAGAUGGGCGAGUCGGCACGCGUAGUGGCCAAGCAGGUUGAAAUCGCGCUCGCCAAUGCGCUCCCUGUUUACUAUGUCCCUUCCAUGUUCAUGCCAGUCACCCGCAUGCCCAUGACGACGUCUGGCAAACUUGACCGGAAGGUGCUACGCGCCUUGGCGGCAGCCCUUCCUGAAUCACACAUGACUCCUUUCCGCUUAGCAGGCAAGAGCGGCCGCGCACCUGCUGGGAAAGCCGAGGUCGCGUUGGCGCGUCUCUGGGCUUCGGUGCUGAAGCUCGACGCGAGCGCUGUGGGCGCAGAAGACUCCUUCUUCCGCCUUGGUGGGGACUCCAUCAGCGCCAUGAAGCUCGUCACUGCGGCGAGAAAGGAUGGCGUUAUGCUCAAUGUCGCCAAUGUGUUUGCGCAGCCUAAGCUGCUAGACAUGGCCGCUACUGCGGUGAUGCUGUCUUCCGAUGAUGCCGCAAAGCCGGAAGCAGAUACCUUGCCCAUGGAGCUGCUCCCGCAGUCUUCUCGUCAGGCUAUCAUGGCACUGGCUGCAGCUGAGUGCGGUGUUUUCCCUGAUUCCAUCGAAGACAUAUACCCAUGCAGCAAGCUCCAAGAGGGUCUUGUAAUGCUCACCAACAAGGAUCCAGGAACGUACGUCGUGCAGCCCAUCUACCGCCUGCCAGCCGACAUCGACCUGGCGCGUUUCAAAGAGGCUUGGAAGGCCGUCAUUGCCAGCGAGGCCACUUUGCGCACGCGCAUCGUCUACUCAGAGGAGCAUGGCUUCCUGCAGGUAGUGUUACGCGAAGAGAUUGAGUGGCAGUCUCUCCUCGACAUCCAAGAUAUCAACGAGACCACCAGGCAGCUUCCCGCCAAGAACGGCGCACCUCUAACAACUUUCACCCUCGUUGGUGAGAAGACUGACUCAGUCUUCUUUGUAUGGACUGCCCACCAUGCCGUUUACGAUGGUUGGAGCUGGACAGCAUUGUUCCGCAAAGUCGAAGCACACUACCGCAACGAAACCCAAAACAUCGCCCUCACUGUGCCUUACUCGCGCUUCGUGAAGUACAUUACGAGUUUGGACCAGAAGCAGUCCGAUGCGUUCUGGCUUUCGCAACUCGACAACGUAACGGCGUCACAAUUCCCCCAGUUGCCAUCCCCAGAUCACCGCGUGGAAGCCAAUGGCCAACUGCUGCACUCUGUACAGCUCAAACGCAACCCAGGCCUCGAGGUCACCGUCCCUUCCAUGAUCCGCGCAGCAUGGGGCAUUCUCCUUGCCACCUACUCCGGACUAGAUGACGUCAUUUGGGGUGAAACUAACAGUGGUCGCGAGGCUUCCGUUCCUGGCAUAGAGUCCAUCAUUGGCCCCACUAUUACGACUGCACCCGUCCGGCUGCGGCUCAACCGCACUUCCACAGUUCACGAGUAUCUCAAAGAGACCCAGAAACAGUCUUCGCUUUCGCUGCCAUAUCAGUUCGCCGGUCUACAACACAUCAGCAAACUCAGUUCCGAGACAGCCAUAGCCUGUGACUUCCAGAGCUUUCUGGGUAUCGAGUCAGGAGACGACUUCGACGCCGAGAGCCCUCUGUGGAACAUGAUCAGUGCCAACACUAUCGGAACUGACUUUUUCAGCUAUGCGUUCGUCUUCAACUGCAAGGUCAGUUCGACUGGCGUUCUGGUAGAAGCGUUGUUCGAUGAUCGCGUUGUCGAAAAAUGGCUCGCUCAGCGCAUGGUGCAGCAAUUUGACUUCAUCCUCACGCAGUUGAAUGGUGCUGACAACAUCACGCGAACGUUGGAUGACCUGGAUCUAGUCAAUCCUGCUGACCGUGAUCUGAUCGGCUCUUGGAAUCGCGAGCCAGUGCCAUCAAUCCGUAGAUGCAUUCACAGUGUUAUCGAAGAGGACCAGGUCGCGUCUCGUCCCACCGCUGCUGCUGUCAAUGCCUGGGAUACUGGUGUCAUGACUUACCGCGAGCUCGACGACCGAUCUUCUGCUCUCGCGCACCGGUUGAUGCGACUUGGGGUUAAGCCAAAUCAAUUCGUCCCGCUCUGCUUCGACAAGUCAGGUUGGACCAUCGUCGCCAUGCUGGCUGUACUCAAAUCUGGAGCAGCAUUUGUUCCCUUGGACUUCGAGGCACCUAUUCUCCGCCUUCGUGAAAUUGUCUCAGACAUUGGCGCCGACCUGGUCCUUUGCGCGCCACAGUAUGAAGGGCUUUGCCAGUCUAUCCCGUCCAGCACCCUGGUUGUAGAUCGGCAAGCAACUGAGACUCCUCAUGAUAGUCUACAGCGUCUUCCUUCAGUACACAGUGACUCUCCAGCAUACGCCUUCUACACUUCUGGGUCGACCGGCAAACCCAAGGGGGCUCUAGUGAACCACAACCACUGGGUCACCAGUUCUACUGCAUUCGUGGCUGGCUGGAAGAUCUCUAAUACGUCUAGAGUACUCCAAUUCGCUUCGUACACAUUCGAUGCUUGCUUAAUUGAGAUACUCAGCACUCUCAUGCAGGGCGGUACUAUCUGCGUACCAGACCAGGCUACCCGAACGAACGAUCUUGUUGGCGUCAUGAACCAGUUCAAUGUCAACUGGGCUGCUCUCACACCCUCAGUCGUGCGUAUGAUGUCGCCAUCGCAAGUCCCUAUGUUAGAGACUCUGUUCCUUGUUGGCGAAGCAAUGUCGCAGCAAGACCUGAUCACUUGGGCGGACAAGGUCACACUCGGCAAUGGUUACGGACCGACUGAAUGCUCUGCUAUUGCGACCACCAAUAUCAUGACAUCUCACAUGAAGCCCAACAAUCUUGGCAAGGCUGUCACAGCACGAGGCUGGAUCGUCUCAAGGAACAACCACAACGUACUUGCACCAGUUGGCGCCAUAGGAGAGCUUUUGUUGGAGGGAGGUGCAGUUGGAGCCGGAUAUCUCAACAACCCCGAAAAGACAGCCCAGUCUUUCGUUGGGCAUGUCAAGUGGUCUUCAGGUCUACUGAGCAAUGAUUCCUCAGCAUCCCUGCGCAUCUACAAGACUGGUGACUUGGUCAAAUACAACGAGGAUGGCACAAUGCUGUAUCUCGGUCGCAAGGACUUCCAGACCAAGGUGCGCGGCCAACGAUUAGAGCUAUCUGAAGUUGAGCACAAACUAUUGGACGAUCACAACGUACAAACCGCUCUGGCUUCGGUGCCUAAAGCUGGACCUUGUGCGAAGCGACUUGUCGCAAUUGUGUCCCUCCAAAACAUGGGCACGACUACGAUGAGCACGGGGAACGGAUUGAAGGUGUUGCCGCAAGAAAGUGCCUCGCUGAACAUUGCUUCCAUUCGGGACAGUCUAUGCGAGCGCUUGCCCGCCUACAUGAUACCCUCCUUGUGGGUCGCUGUCGAGCGCUUCCCGUUGAUGCCUUCCGGGAAAUUGGAUCGAAGACGCGCGAUCCAGUGGCUGGAGGAGAUGGACCAGCCUACUUAUCGUCUGAUCUCGGCCAUUGGAUCGGACGAUACCGAAUCCAACGACGGUAACGCGAUCGAGAAGAAGCUGCAAGCUAUCUUCGCCAAGGUUCUGAACCUUUCAGUCGCUGAUAUCCGUCUCAAUCAGUCUUUCCUACAUCUUGGCGGUGAUUCAAUUGCCGCUAUGCAAGUCUCAUCGCAGUGUCGUGCGCAGGGCUUUCCCAUCAGCGUACAGGAUAUCAUUCGUGCAAAAUCCAUCUCGGCUAUGGCCUCAGCAGCCAAUGUUUCCGAGAAGUCACAAGUUGUAUCGGAAGCCGUAGACUACGAUUUGCCCUUCGAUCUUUCGCCAAUUCAAAAGGUCUUCUUCGACACCGUUGGCGAUGCGCACAACCACUUCAAUCAGACUGAGCUUUUCCGCCUCUCACGGAAUGUCGAGACUGCAGAGCUUCGGGCGGCGGUGACUACUCUAGUCAAAACUCAUCCAAUGCUUCGUGGACGCUUUGCCAAGAACGAAGCAGGAGCUUGGAAGCAGCGAGUCGAAAAAGAUGCACCAACGUCAUUUAGACUUCGUCGCCACAACGUGCAAGCAGGAGACGAUGCCAAUUUACGACCCAUAAUCGAUGACAGCCAGGCAACCUUGGACGUUUCCAACGGCCCGACCUUUGCUAUCGAGCUCUUUGACAUCGAUCAAACUUUCUCUCAGGCCAUAGCACUCGUCGCUCACCAUCUUGUCAUCGACGUGGUGUCAUGGGGAAUCAUCCUCGAAGAUCUGCAGGGUCUCCUUCACGGCCUUCAGCCAGCACCUCAGAGCUUACCCUAUCACCUUUGGCUGCAACAGCAGACCAUUCAGGCCAAGCAAGAGAACGCCAGAAGUGUCUUUCCGGCCGGGGAUAUUGCACCGGGAGACUUCGACUACUGGGGCAUGGAAGGCCGCCCCAAUCUCAGUGGAGACGUAGUGGAAGAGGAUGUACAGCUGUCGACUCGAGACACCAUGCUCCUUCUUGGUGCACAGGACGCUCUGGCUACCGAGAUUCUCGACAUUCUCAUCGCUGCUUUAUUUGAGUCGUUCCGCAAGGUUUUCUCUGACAGGUCCACCAUCACGAUACACAAUGAAGGCCACGGUCGUGAAACUUCUAAUAGCCGCCAAGACCUCUCGCGCACAGUGGGCUGGUUUUCCACAGUGACGCCUAUCCAUCUUCCUGUCCCACUGGAUGAAGCCACAGACAUGAUCAGCACUAUCCGAUGGGUUAGAGACUUCAGAAACCGUACGCCAGACAAAGGGCGGCCUUACUUCGCCUACCGGAAUCUCACAGAGGAAGGCCAGACUCGAUAUGCCAGCCACUGGCCUGCAGAAGCUGUCUUCAACUAUCUUGGCAGGCUUCAAACACAAGACGGCAAGGAGGGACUGUUCACUUCGCUCGAUGAGGUCGACUCUCGCGAAGUUGGAGCGGAUGUUCCCCGCCUAGGGCUUUUUGACAUCACGGCAGCGGUUUCCCAGGGCGCUAUCAAGCUCUCCUUUGGAUGGAAUCGCAACAUGCGACGACAGAACGAGAUCCGUGCGUGGGUUGCACAGUGUCGCCAGACCCUCGUCGAUGCCGUAGAACAGCUUCUCGAAGUUCGACAGGAGCGUAACGUUAGCAACUUCAAGCAUCUUCCACUUCUUUACAACGGUACAUCCAGGCUCUCCGCGGUUCUGCCCGCCGGUAUCAACCUCACGGAUGUAGAGGAUAUAUACCCGGCAUCUCCAAUGCAGCAGGGUCUUCUUCAUACGCAAUCACGCAAUCCCGAGCUCUACACGUAUCACACCGUGGCACAAGUACAGUCCACGGACGGCAAGCCAAUGGAUCCACGCCGUCUUACCGAAGCGUGGCAAGUCGUAGUGCACCGUCAUCAGGCCUUGCGAACUAUCUUCAUCGAUAGCCUUGCAAAGGACGGGUCGAAAGAUCAGGUCGUGGUCAAGGAGAGAGCCGGAAGAGUUCAACUCCUCGCCGACUGCGAGGACGAUCAGGUUGCCAAGCUUCUGCGAGAUCAAUCGCCCAUUGACUGCCGCGAGGCUGUGCCACCUCAUCGCAUGAGCAUUUGCAAAACAAAGACUGGCAAAGUAUGGAUCAAGCUCGAGCUCAGUCAUGCGAUCAAUGACGGCACCUCGGUAUCCAAUCUACUUACUGAUCUUGCUCGUGCGUACGCACGAAAGCUGACACGAGCUGAUGCCGGACCACUCUAUUCCGACUACAUCGCAUACAUGCUCUCCAAAUCCAGCAAUGCUGACUUGUCAUACUGGAAGACGCACCUUGCCGGGAUGGAGCCCUGCUUCUUUCCCACCCUCAACGAUGGUAUCCCAAGCUCUCCAGAGUCAGGAUCAGUUGACAUAGACCUCGGUAGCACUGCCCGUGUUCAGGCGUUUUGCAAGCACAAUGGUGUGACUCUUUCGAACGUGCUCCAGCUUACGUGGGCUCUCACUCUCCAUUACUAUGUAGGCACGUCUGAUGUCUCCUUCGGCCUAAUUGCUUCUGGUCGAGACAUUCCGGUCACCAACAUCGAGGAGGCCGUGGGCUGCUUCGUCAAUAUGGUCAUCUCACGCAUAUCUUUUUCGGAUGACACAACCAUUGCCCAGCUCCUCGAGGCUCUCCAAACAGGCUCUACUGAGGCUCUUUCGCAUCAGGGCUGCUCUCUUGCCGACAUACAGCAUGCCCUUCAACUACCUUCAUUGUUCAACACGGCUUUCACCUUCCAAAGGCGCGGUCUGUCAAGCGAUCCAGAGGAGACGGCUCUCACCUACGAAGAUAUGGAAGCGGAAGAUGCCGGCGAAUACAUUGUCACAGUCAAUGCAGAUGUUACCGACGACAACAUCACUGUCGACUUUGGCUAUUCGAAAGACAGGAUUCUCCCCUCUCAAGCACAGAAUAUGGCCGAUACUUUCAGCAAGAUUCUGGACAGCAUUGUUGAAAGCUGUGCUUCGGAGCUCACUGUUGGCAAGCUGGACGUGUUCACGGAUAGUAGCCUCCGACAAAUCACCGAAUGGAACCCACAACUUCCGCCACCUAUCCGCCGUUGUGUGCACGACGUCAUUCAUGAUCAGGCACUGACGAGACCACGAACAACAAAGGCUGUGGAAGGAUGGGACGGGUCAUUCACUUACCAAGACUUUGACAAGAUCACCAAUCAGCUUGCAGUCCAUCUACAGGCUAUCGGUGUGACCACUGAGACUUUCGUGCCAAUUCUGUUCGAGAAGUCAUCGUACGCUAUCGUCAGCAUGAUUGCAAUCAUGAAGGCUGGUGGAGCGUACGUGCCGCUAGACCCGAAGCAUCCGCAAACCAGACUUCGAGAGCUUAUCGAAGACGUUGGCGCCCCGGUGGUGUUGUGCUCGCGCGGAUACCACGACAAAGCAAGCGAGGUCGCAAAGACAGCCGUUAUCGUCGACCAGCGAUCCAUCAAGAAGCUCGGAAUUCCAGUGGCCAGCAAGCCACGUUCCACAGCAACUCCCGACAACGCAGCGUACUGCUUGUUCACCUCAGGUACUACCGGCAAGCCGAAGGGAACAAUCAUUCCUCAUCAAGCAUUCUGUACAAGUGCAGCUGCUUUCACGCGUCGCAUGAAUAUCAAUGCAACCUCUCGCACCUUCCAGUUUGCUUCAUACACAUUCGACGCAAGCUGUAUCGAGAUUCUUUCAGCCUUGACCGUGGGCGCCACGGUAUGCGUGCCAACAGAUGACGAUCGUAUGAACAACGCAGCUGGCGCCAUCCGCAAGUUGAGAGUCAAUUGGUCACUGUUGACCCCGUCGGUUCUUGGAACUGUCGAGCCAGAGCGUGUUCCUGGUUUGAAGACGCUUGUUUCUGGAGGCGAGGCGCUUCCCGGACCCAUCCUCAAGAAAUGGGGCAACAGCACUUGCUUCAUCAACGCUUACGGCCCUACCGAGUGCUCAGUCGUAGCCGCUACUGCAUACAAGUCCACACUGGAUCACAAGCUCAUUGUUUCAGAGCCAGGCACCAUUGGUACCGGAAGCGGAUGUCGACUAUGGAUCGUACACCCACGAAACCACGACAAACUCAUGCCUAUCGGUAGCGUCGGCGAACUCGUCAUUGAAGGCCCCACCGUGGCCCGUGGGUAUUUGAAUGAUGAAGUCAAGACCGCGAAGGCUUUCAUCGUUGAUCCUGCCUGGGCGAAAACUAUCUCUUCCGGCAGCCAAAUCUCUGGAACAGCCCGCAUGUACAAGACAGGUGACCUUGUCCGCUACAACACAGAUGGGUCCGUGAACUACAUCGGUCGUAAGGACACCCAGAUCAAGCUCAACGGUCAGAGAAUUGAACUGGGUGAGAUCGAGUUUCACGUAGGAAAGAACUUCCCCGAGAGCGUACAGUCCGCAGUGGAACUAGUCGCACCCUCCAAUCGCAGCUCUGCGAAGGCUUUGGCAGUAUUCUUUGCUGUUACUCAGGGUCAAGCCGGAGACGAAGCGCAAAACGUCCAGCCGCCCUCGACCGACCUGCCCGCCUCCGAUGAACUACUUCUUCCGCUCAGCGACGAGCUUCGAGACAUGUGCAAAGACACUGAGAAUGGGCUCGCCGGCUCUUUGCCCUCGUACAUGAUACCUUCGAUCUUCAUCCCUGUCACGAAGUUGCCCUGGACUUCGGCGGGCAAGCUAGACCGCAAUCGUCUCCGCAGCUUAGUACAAAACCUCAGUCGGGAGACAAUGGCUUUGUACCGACUCACAAGCAUGGCGAACAAGAAGCAGCCCACGACCGAGGCAGAGAAGAAGAUCCACAAAGCGGUGUGCUCCGUCUUGAGUUUGCCACCUUCUGCAGUAGGCAUCGACGACAGUUUUGUCCGCCUUGGUGGCGACUCCAUCUCGUCCAUGCGUCUCGUUGCGAUGGCUCAUACCGAACAGCUAGAGCUGUCCUUUAUCGACAUCUUCAAGAAUCCGAAGCUCUCCGAGUUAGCCAGGAUUGGUACUCGUUCUAACACACUCAAUCAGCCGCAGAAGGCAGUGCAGCCUUUUGACCUGCUGCCAGCUUCGUCUCCGAGAGCUGAAGUACUGGGCGAAGCUGUCCAGCAAUGCCGAGUUCCGAAGGAAAACAUUCAGGACGCCUAUCCGACGAGUCCACUUCAGGAUGCGCUUCUCACGCUCUCUAUCAAGCAAGCUGGAGCUUAUGUCGCGCAGCACGUAUUGGCGCUACCGAAAACUUUGGACAUGACGAAGUUCAAGGCGGCCUGGGACACAGCCAUUCAGGAGAUUGACAUCCUUCGUACUCGCAUCAUCCAGUUACCAUCCGGUAUGUUCAUGCAAGCUGUCAUGAAGAAGGAUCCUGUUGUCUGGAAAGAAGAGGCCUCGCUCAUGAGUGCCGAAGGCGAAGCGAUGACCAUUCCUUCGGAUCUCGGUGGCAAACUCGCAGCCUACUCACUGGUCACUACGACAUCAGGGGAGCGGUACUUUGUAUGGACACUGCAUCAUGCCUUGUACGAUGGCUGGAGUAUCUACCUGAUGCUUCAGCGAGUGCAGCAGAUAUACUCGAGCGGCACAUCCACCAUCCCUCAGACACCUUACUCCAAAUUUGUGGGGUACAUUUCUGGCACCGAUGCCUCUGCUUCGAAUCUUUACUGGAAGAACAGCUUGAUGGGUCUCAACGCCUUCCAGUUCCCUCAGCCACCCCAUGCCACCUCAAACGCAACAUCCGACGGACGGAUGUUCCAACACACUGUGAAGCUUGCACCUCGCAAGAACACAGACGUCACACCAGCCAAUGUCAUACGAGCUGCCUGGGCUUUGCUGCUUGCUGCCUACACCGGAAGUGAUGAUGUGGUGUUUGGUGAGACUCUUGCUGGGCGAGACAUUGCCGUCGCGGGAAUUACGGAUGUGUGUGGUCCUACAUUGACCACUGUUCCGUCCAGGGUCAAAAUUGAUCGCGGCGCUACUGUUAGCGACUUGCUCAAGAUGAUAGCGACGAAUGUCACCGACCGUAUCCCAUACCAACACCAUGGGAUUUCUGCUAUCAAAGCACUCGGCGACGACAUGGCAGCCGCAUGCGACUUUCAGAACCUUUUGGUUGUUCAAACGGAGAACGAGGAGCUCGCCGACUCCAUGUGGACCGUCCACGAGAACGAAGAUCAGGGCAAUUUCUUCACAUACCCACUCGUGAUUGAGUGCAAGAUGGGAUCGACCAAGAUCGAUGUCUUGGCUCACUUCGAUGCAAAUGUCAUCUCGCUUUGGCAUAUUCAGCGCCUUCUAUACCAGUUUGAGUCGGUGCUGAACCAACUCCAAUCAGCUACUCAUGUUCGUCAUGUAGCUGUCUUCAGUGAACAGGACAAGCAGCUCGUGCAAAAGUGGAACGCGUAUGAGCCUGAUCUCAUCGAUGACACUGUGCCCUCGCUCUUUUUCCAGAAGGCUGCAUCUCAGCCCACCGCCACAGCCGUGACCGCUUUCGAUGGCGAACUCACCUACGCUGAGCUUGGCGCGCUUGCAUCGCAACUGGCACAGCAGCUAGUGAAGCUUGGUGCUGGCCCUGAAUCUCUGAUCCCGAUCUGUGUGGACAAGUCGCGAUGGGCCAUCGUAGCUAUCAUGGCUAUUCUCAUCUCUGGCGCAGGCUACGUGCCAUUAUCUUCAUCAGACCCGCCUUCACGACAUCUGCAUAUCGUUGAGGCAUGCAAAGCUUCGAUCGUCCUGUGCUCACCGCCGUACGCCCAUCGUUUCACGGACAUGGUCGAUCACGUGUUCAAUGUCAGUGAGACCACCAUUCGACGACUACCAGCCUGUUCCGGACCGCUAUCGCAGCGCGCCAAAGGCAACAAUACCUGCUACGUCAUCUUCACUUCAGGUAGCACAGGACAACCCAAGGGAGUCGUUGUAGAGCACAAGAGUAUAGCUUCUAGCUCGGCUGCGAUAUGUGAAGGGCUUCAUGUCACGCCUACUUCCCGAGUGUUCCAGUUCUGCUCCUUCCUUUUUGACGUUUCCGUUGGCGAAACCCUCGCCGUCCUUCUUCGGGGCGCCACAAUCUGUGUACCAUCAGACGAACAGCGCACCACGGACCUCGCCGCUGCAGUGACAGAUCUCAAAGCCAACUGGGCUUUCUUCACACCAUCAGUUGCCGGUACGCUGGAAGGACCAAGUGCUGUACCGACGUUGGAGACUCUGGUAGCCGGUGGUGAGGCCAUGACAUCUGACGUGGUUGACAAAUGGGCCAACGGUGUCAAACUACAGAACGGCUACGGUCCUACUGAAGGCACUGUGUUUGCUAUCGUCAAUGAUCAUGUCUCUGCACAACGAGACCCGUCGAACAUUGGUCGCGCCCUAAAGAGCGGACGUGCUUGGCUUACUAACUCUGACAAUCCUCACGAGCUUGCACCCAUCGGCGCAACCGCAGAGCUUUGUCUCGAGGGACCAUUACUCGCCCGAGGCUACCUCAACGACCCUGAACGUACUGCGGAAGCCUUCAUCGAAGCCCCUGCCUUCUUGAAGAUGUUCUCGAUCCGCAAUACAUCGCGUAUCUACCGUACCGGCGACCUUGUUCAGUACACCGCUGAUGGGUCUAUCCACUACAUCGGGCGAAGAGACAACCAGAUCAAGCUCGCGGGUCAGCGAAUCGAGCUUGAUGAAAUCGAGGCAGUCAUGCAGGCGGACGACAACAUCCAUCAAGUGGUUGUACAGCUACCCAAGAUUGGCCCCUGCACGAAGAAGCUCACGGUUGUCGUCAGUUUCCCCGGAACCGCCGCUACCAACGCUGGUUCAGACUGGCGCACGGUACUCUCCGACAAAGAAACGCUCUCGCGAAUCAAUCGUGCAAAGGAGAGAUUGUCUGAUCUCGUGCCAUCAUAUAUGGUACCUGCCAUUUGGAUCGCUGUUCCCCGUAUCCCAGCCUUGGCUUCCACCAAGUUGGACAAGAAGCAAGUCGGGUCGUGGCUACAUGAUCUGGAUGAAGCCACGCAUCAGCGCGUUGUGAACGCUGAGCUUCCUGAAGUGGCCGACGGACCUGUUGAUACCGCUCUUACAGUUCUUCGGGGCAUCUGGGCGAAGGUAUUGGACUGUCCUGUGGAAGACGUCAAGCCUUCCAAGUCCUGGCUAUCGCUUGGUGGCGAUUCGAUCUCUGCCAUGAAGCUUCUCGCAAAGUGCAGAAGCGAGGGUAUUAGCCUUACUCUGAACCAAGUGCUGCGCGCCAAGUCCCUGGCCCAUCUGGCGGCCGACAUCAAGGCCGUAGUCAUCCUGGACCACGGAACAGAGACAAGCGACCAACCUUUUGCCCUCUCUCCGAUUCAGCGCUUCUACUUCCAGACCGGCAAGAUCGAAAACGGCACACACUUCAACCAAUCAUCAUCACUGCGCAUCUCACGAUACAUGCAACCGGCUACUGUUCAACGCGCUAUGGAUUCCAUCGUCGCAUGUCACUCGAUGCUACGUGCUCGCUUCUCCAAGGACGAUGCUGGGAAAUGGCAGCAGCUCGUCAUCUCGAAAAUUUCCGGAUCCUACGCAUUCACGACACAUGAGGUUCCAACCGCUUCUGCUGCGACUGCCAUCAUUGCCGCUACCCAGAAAAGCCUCGACAUUCGCGCCGGUCCUGUCUUUGCCGUGAAUCUCUUCAGUCUCAAGGGCAAACAGAUGAUUUUCAUGGCUGCUCACCACCUUGUCGUAGAUGUAGUGAGCUGGGGCGUGUUGCUUGGCGAUCUGGAAGACUUACUCGCUUCUGGCCCAACUACAAAGCUUGCAAAGAGCCUACCUUUCCAGACCUGGAAUGCGAUGCAGAGCUCAAACGCCUCGCAAAUCGAUCGACAACGCGACGUGCAAACCCAGCCGCUCGCGGUUGAACCGGCGAACUACGCCUUCUGGGGGAUGGAGGCUCGAUCGAACGUGUACGGUGAUACUGAGAGGGAUGAGUUCGUCAUCGAUAAGGAAAUAUCUGCGAUGGCUUUCGAAAACCACCACGUGUACAGGACAGACCUCGUCGACAUCCUCCUCGCGUCUAUUGUCCACUCCUUCUCCCGCGUGUUCAUCAACCGCAGGGCUCCUACCCUGUUCAACGAGUCUCAUGGACGAGAAGCAUGGGACUCAAGCAAUCUCGAUCUUUCCCGGACUGUCGGAUGGUUCACAUCCAUGUAUCCGGUCACCAUUCCCAUCGGUGACGAAGAAGACGAGGUCAUGCAUACGCUCCGACAAGUCAAGGAUACCCGCCGCAAGAUCACAAGCAAUGGCCGACCUUACUUUGCUUAUCGCUAUCUCACAGAAGAUGGGCAGCAACGCUUUGCCAAUCAUGCCCCAAUGGAAGUGCUGUUCAACUACCUAGGCCGACAAGAACAGUCUGGGUCUAGCGAUUCGCUCCUACAGCCGCUGCAGCUGGACGGCGAUGACGAGGAGACAUCCGACGUGGGUACUAAGACAACGCGUAUGGCACUCUUCGAAAUUUCGGCUUCAGUCUUGGAAGGCCAGAUCCAACUCAGCUUCAUGUACAAUCGCUACUCCAAGAACCAGAAAGGCAUUCGCAGGUGGAUCGCCGAAUGCCAACGCACACUGGAGGAGAUUGCCACCGAACUGGCCAAGACCGAUACGCCACAGCCAACGAUGACCGACUUCCCACUACUACCAUUGGAAUCGUACAGUCGCCUCGAUCGGGUCUUGAAGACACUUCCUCAUGCCGGUAUCCAUUCUUUCGAUCAGGUGGAAGAUAUGUACCCUUGCUCGCCUAUCCAAGACGGGAUGAUCUUGAGUCAGAUCAAGGCCCCGGAAUCGUACUGGUCGUCAACUGCGUUUGAAGUCAAAUCGAAGCGAGGCCCAGUCGAUGCCAGUAAAGUCAUCGAUGGAUGGAAGCAAGUUGUUGCCCGUCAUCCAGCGUUGCGCACCGUCUUCAUCGACAGUGUCUGCAAAGGAGGCGUCUUCGAUCAGAUUGUCGUCAAGGGCCCCGAUUCUGGCAUAGUCAAGUACACUUGCAAGGACAGCGAAGUGACUAAGAUGCUAGAGUCCAUCAAGCAUGGCUCUCUCAACGGCAAGAAGAAACCUGUCCUUCCCCAUCAGGCUGCUGUCGUCCAGACUCCUUCAGGCAAGAUCUUUGUUAAGGUCAUUGUCAACCAUGCCGUUAUCGACGGAGGCUCACUCGGCAUUAUCGGGCAAGAUCUCCAGGAAGCAUACCAAGGGGAGCUAUCUGAGGAAGGACCGCUAUACAGCGACUAUAUCAAGUACCUGCGCGGUCUGCCAGUUGAUGAUGCGGUACUGUACUGGAAGGCCAAGCUUCGCGGUGUCAGCCCAUGUUAUUUCCCGACUACGCCUCGAGACCCCAGUAAGCAGCGAGAGCUUCGGUCUUUGGACAUGCGCUUUACCCGAUUUGACGAGAUUCACGAUCUAGCGGAGAGCAGCAACGUCACUUUCGCCAAUAUCCUCCUCGCAGCAUGGGCUCUGGUGCUCCGCUCUUACACCAACUCCUCCGAUGUGUGCUACGGAUAUCUCACGUCGGGAAGAAAUGUACCAAUCGACAAUAUCGACAGCGCAGUUGGCGCGUUCAUCAACAUGUUGGUAUCACGAGUUCAAUUGAAACCGACUUCUUCACUGCUCCAGGUCGUUGAGAAGGUGCAGUCCGACUUUGUCGACUCCAUGCCACAUCAACAUUGCUCGCUCGCUCAAUUCCAGCAUGAUCUUGGUCUUUCCGGAAAAUCGCUUUUCAACACUGCCGUCUCGAUUCAGAGGCGCGCGAACGCAGACGAGCCCGCGGCAGAUGACUCUGGUAUUGAGUUUGAGCAGCUUGAUGGCCACGAUCCCAGCGAGUUCGCUAUCACGGUCAACAUCGAUGCCACCCGCGAUGAUGAAGCCGUGCGCUUCACGUAUUGGAGUGAUGCAGUGACCGAUGUCGAGGCUAAGAACGUUUCUGCUCUCAUGGCAAAGGUCCUGGCCCAGGCGCUCAACAACGCACAGCAAACCAUUCCCGACUUGGAUAAUGUCAUCAAGAUCAAGCCAACACAGUCUUCACCCGGUCACCUUGCUUUACCUAAGCCGCGUCCUAUUCUCAGAACCAGCUCGAGCAUUUCCAGUGGCGGAUCAACCUCACCUCCUCGUACACCGAGGAUCACAUUCCCUGAUCUGACUCCAGCGGCGCCGCAGCCAGCUGAGACACCUGACUGGAGCAGCCUCAUCCGAUCCAUCGUCAGCGAGAUGGUGCCCCAGAUCGUCGAGCAGAUCGUAGCGCAGAACAAGCUGACAACUGAACCCACAUCUGCAACGAUCGAUCAGAUGACUAAUCAAAUGGCGGGUAUGCUCACGAGAAAGCAUUCGAUGUCACAACGCGGACGGCCGAGUAUCGAUGGAGCGUCUAUACACCCAGCCUCACCACGAGCAGCCUCCAUACGUUCGCGCCGCAUGAGCAUUGCCAGUAAUGCGGAGAACAGAAUCCAGACCGCUGCUGACAUGGUCGCCACUCUUGGUGUCAUUGCCACCGAGACCUCUACCAAAGUCACACCUGACAUUGUUGAGAAGAAGCUACUCAAUCUGUGGGCUGAGCUUCUCGAGACGGUGGAGGACACCAUCGAGCAAGAAGAUAGUUUCUUCAAUCUCGGGGGUGAUAGCAUCAUGGCUAUGCGCCUCGUCGGAGCCGCGAGGGAAGAGGGCCUUUCAAUGACCGUGGCUGAUGUGUUCAAGAACCCCACAUUUGCCGACAUGGCUCGUGUAGUACGUGUUGCGGGCGAGGUCAUUGAUGAAGUUAUGUCCCGAGCUGGCGGCGGCUCAGUGGCAGGCAGGAGUGUCGGAGGCCAGUCCAGGUCUCACCAACGCGGCAGAGCCCAAUCAAUCUGGAGCGACUUCCAGGACAACAUGUUCGAUCUAAACGCCGACACCAAGAGCAUAGCUCCCAGCGAGAUGCCCGCCGAGUCGGAGCUGAGUCACAGAGAUUCAACUAUGUUGAAGAGGUUGCAAGGGCUCACCACCGGCCCGACGAAGCCAAAUGCCUCGCGCAAAAUCAGUUCAAGGCCGUUGGCCACGCAUACUAUUCAGGAAGGUGUUGAGAGCUCUCUCAACAGGUCCGUUUCGAUGCUUGGAGACCCCAAUGUCGACAGUGUCAUUUCGAAAGUGCAAGUAUUCAAGGGAGGCAUCUCGGACGUCUUCCCUGUCACAGACUUUCAAUCACUCGCCAUCACGGGUACUCUCAUGGAGUCAAAAUGGAUGCUCAACUACUUCUACCUGGAUGGAGAUGGGCCGCUCGAUCUUCGCAGGCUCAAGCAAGCUGCUUACCGUAUGGUACAAGCCUUCGAUAUUCUUCGCACCGUAUUCGUCCCCUAUGGCGACCGCUUCCUCCAGGUCGUACUGCGGAAGCUUCAACCAGAAUUCAUAUACCAUCAAACCGACGAAGAUAUCGACACCUUCACCAAGGACCUGCAACAGAAGGAUCGAGAGGGCGGUCCACGACUCGGCGAAGCGUUCAUCCAAUUCGUGGUCGCAAAGCAAAAGCAAACAGGGCGAUACCGUAUCUUCAUGCGACUUUCACACGCCCAAUACGAUGGAGUCUGCAUGUCCAAGAUCCUCGGUGCGCUCCAAGAUGGAUACAAUGGUCUCCCGGUCUCAUCUGCCCCAAGCUUUGGCAACUUUGUACGCGAAACUGCCAAGACCGUAUCGGGAGCCCACGAUCACUGGAGAGACAUUCUUCGCGGCUCUAAGAUGACAGAGAUUGUCAACCGAUUCGGCCCCAACUAUCAGCGCUCAGCUGGCCAAUCCAUCACACUCGAAGAGAGAGUCAGUGCACCCAAGCUCAAGGGCGUCAACAUCACCAGCGCAACGGUGGCCAAGGCCGCUUGGGCUUCGACUCUCUCCCGUCUUGUGAGCAAGGCUGAUAUUGUCUUCGGUCACGUCAUCUCAGGCCGUAACGGCGGUGUCGCCAAUGUCGAGAACAUCGUCGGCCCUUGCUUGAACAUGGUACCUGUUCGCAUCGUGUACCGACCUGAUUGGACUGUAAUGGAUCUUCUAAAGUAUGUUCAAGACCAACAAAUCGCGAACAUGCCAUUUGAGUCGCUCGGCUUCCGCGAGAUCACCCGACACUGCACGGAAUGGCCUGACUGGACGAACUUCUCCAGCGUUCUGCAACAUGACCAGAACAUUCAGGAUGACCGGCCAACUAUGCAGCUAGGCGGCAUCGAGUACACCAUCGGCGCCGUCGGCUCCCAGGAAGACUUCGCAGACUUCUCCGUCCACACUACCUCCCGUGGCAAUGAGAUGGAUGUCACUUUGACGUACGUCCCGAACAGCACGAUUACCACAGAAUUUGCGCAGCACGCAUUCGAUAUUCUUUGCGCCAAUGUCAUGGCUUUCUCGGAAGACCCGCACACUCUGCUUCCACUAUUUACAGAGGUCAGCUCCGGUAGCUCGACUACCGCCAACUCAGAGAAGAUGCGCAAGCGAUCCGUGGAGAAGCAGCCGAUGACUUUACCCACCGAUACAGGCCUCUCAAAUCACGAGACAAACACCCUCGCUACAACCUUGCGAUCGGCUUGGGAGCAAAUUCUACACGACGAGCGUGGCUCUCCUACACCCAUUGAUCUCGGCUCAGACUUCUUCCAGCUGGGCGGCGACAUCAUGGGCUUGGCACAAGUCGCAUCCAUUCUUGACCAAGAUGGUCUGAGAGUCAGGGUCGAAGACUUGCUCGACAAGUCUGUGUUCGUGGAUCAAGUGGGCAUACUUGCUGUGGAGCGCAAGAAGCAGAUUGAGCGAGAGGCGCAGAAUCCUUGGGGUGAGAAGAGCAAGACAAAGGUUGAGGUGAAAGGAGUGAAGGAGAAGGAGAGGAGGGGUAGUGGUUUUGGUCAGUUGGCGAAGAGGAUUGGACUGAAGAGGAAGGAGAGUUCGAAGUCAAUUUUCCAGUUAGGAGGAUGA